CCAAAGUAAUGUCGACCUUUGCAGCAGCGCUGCAGGUGAACUAAGAAACGGUUGUCACACUUUGUUUUCCAGUUUGUCGCAAACUUGUCUGUGUUUAAUAGGGAAAGAUAACAUUCAAGAGGGCGCUCCACUGGGAAGGCUCUGCAGUCGCAGUUAAGAAACCCUUCCAAGUUCCAGAAUACGCAGUAUAUAGAACACCUGGUACAGCAAAAUGGUGGCUGCCAUUGCAGAUUUUUAUGCUGGAUGCAGCAUAUUUGUCAUUGGCUUUACAGGGUUUAUGGGCAGGGUUCUGGUCGAGAAGCUGCUGAGAAGUUGUUCUGACAUAAAGGCAAUUUACGUACUUAUCAGACCAAAGAAUAACCAGGAUGUGAGGCAGAGACUUGAAGAUGUCUUCAGUUCCAAACUAUUUGACAAGUUGAGAAAAGAGCGUCCAGAGUUCCGCACCAAAGUCAUUCCAGUGAAUGGAAAUAUGUUAGAGCCACACCUGGGCAUGAGCCAGUCAGAUAUGACCAGACUUGUUACUGAUGUGUCUGUGGUAUUUCAUGCUGCAGCAACUGCCAACUUUGAGGAACAUUUAAAAUCAGGAGUGCUGAUGAAUUUGCAUGGUGUGAAAAAACUUGCAGAGCUAUGUAAACAGAUGUCAAAACUGGAAGCCUUAGUUUAUGUGUCCACUGUCUUUGCAAAUUGUGACAGAUCACAGGUGCAGGAAGCAAUAUAUCCACCAGCGCUCCAACCCCAGAAACUGAUGGAGGCAGCAGAAUGGAUGGAUGCUGAAAUGAUGGAAAUUUUGGCUCCUCACCUGAUUGGCAAGCGGCCAAACACAUACACUUAUAUCAAAGCCAUGGUGGAGUAUCUUUUAGUGGAGGAGUAUGCCAGCCUACCCAUUGCCAUAAUAAGGCCCUCUAUAGUGGGAGCCUCACUGAGAGAACCCUUUCCUGGGUGGCUUGAUAAUUUUGAUGGACCAACCAAUCUUCUUACUAAGGUUGGCAAGGGUAUUUUGAGAAGUAUGAUGGGAAAUGUGAAUGGCAAAGCUGACGUUGUUCCCAUAGAUUUGGUAAUAAAUCUAAUGAUAGCCUCAGCAUGGUAUACGUCAGUGCACAGGCCAAGCAACACCAUGGUUUAUAACCUCACAACUGGGAACUUGAACAAGGCUACAUGGGGACACUGGGAACGCUAUGUCCGUGAUUACUUCUUGAAGAACCCUCUAGAUCAUCCACUCAGGGUGCCACGCCUAAGAUUCACUACCAGUAGUGUCUGGUUUAGACUAAACCACUGGAUUGAUCAUGAUUUGCGAGCUUAUGUAUUGGACUUUUUCCGGCUGCUGAUGGGACGACAACCAUGCAGUGUACAAUACAAUGAAAGCCAGAAAAAAACAUUGAAAUCUUUGGAUUAUUUUACCCUGAAUCAGUGGGAAUUUUCAAAUGACAACUUGGUGAUGUUGUGGAACAAAGUGAAUAAGGAGGACCAAUCGGUUUUCAAUUUUAAUGUAAAGAGCAUCAAUUGGCCAUCUUAUGUGGAAAACUACUGUCUUGGCGUGAAGAGGUAUUUUUUGAAAGAAGAAUUGUCAGGCUUGCCAGGCGCAAGAAGGGCAAUGAAAAGAUUACAGUAUUCCUGGUUUCUCAUAAAAAUCACCACAUUCAUCAUAUUGUGGUGCCUCCUGGCUAAGCGUGUGGCUGUUGCUCGGGCUUUAUGGCAGAAAGUUAUCUUUUUAGCUUUAUUUAUUUACCAGAAACUUCCAAGCUUUGCCAAGUCACAUUGAUUUUGUUACUCAUUCAAAUCAUCUGAAUUCACAUCUUUGUGAGUUUCCAUGGUUUAUAAUGACUGGAAAAAAUAUGGUGCCAUUUGUAAAUAUUUUGAAAGAAGUGUAGAUGUUCCUGCAAACUAUGAAAUCAUUCCUUACUUGGUGCACCUUAUUAAUGUUCAAUGCAAUGAUGCAGCAAAAGUUAUUGGCUAUUGCUAUUACCACCUUGAAUAUUUUAAAGUAAUUUUUGUGAAAUUUCAAGUUAUGCAGCAAAUCCAGAUGGAAAGUUGUGCCUCAAAUACAUCACAGUAAAUUUUAGUGCUACUAUAAGAACUGUAUCAAGAUAUUCAUUUUUAUUUUUUUAUAUGACAUUAUUUUCAAUUUGAAAGUUUGUUGGAAGGAUCAUUUGCCACUCCCUAAUAAAUUUAUUGAGUUUUACAAACCCAUGUUUCUUUAAUUACUUCAGACAUAAAAACUCGGUGGUUCUGGAAUUGAAAAUUGUAAACUGAAGCCAAAAUUUCACAUACAUUUCAGGCAUUGUUGGAUAGUUUCGAUUUAUCAUGAACAGUCUAAUAUACUUUUAAAUGUUUGAAAGAUCAAGCAAUUAGUCAUUUUAACCUUUUUUUCCAAAAAAAUGCUAAAUCAAGGUGUACAGAUCAAUCCCCAUUUCACAAAAGGAGUACUAUGGUAAUGUCCAUCUUUUCAAUAGGCAAAAAUUAUCUAACUUUCAGAUGUCCCUUAAAAAUCGUAAAAAUUAUAUCUUUGUAUAGCAUUUGUGGUGCUUUUAAUGAUAGAACAGAACAGGUAUUAUGCUUUUCAAUUUUGUUGCUACCACUCAAUAGGAUUGCUUUUAUUUUAAAAUGUCAAGACUUAAAAAAUACAGCAACUGUAAAAAAUUUGCAAUUUUACCCCCAUUGAAAAGAUUUUUUACCAUAAUAAUAACAAAGGCUCAUAUGUCUUUGACUGAACUAAACAAGGGAGACAUUUUUUGAAAAAAACUUCCAACUUGAGAUAUGAAACUUGUCACAAAAAAAA
Lingula anatina is the source of this 2776-nucleotide messenger RNA. Its product is annotated as fatty acyl-CoA reductase 1-like. Gene Ontology annotation, molecular function: alcohol-forming very long-chain fatty acyl-CoA reductase (NADP+) activity. Lineage: Eukaryota; Metazoa; Brachiopoda; Lingulata; Lingulida; Lingulidae. Gene Ontology annotation, biological process: long-chain fatty-acyl-CoA metabolic process. The record is from RefSeq and is a predicted model, not a curated record. Gene Ontology annotation, cellular component: peroxisome.